GGGGGAAGAGUGGCUCCCUCGCGCGGUUACGUUGUCUCAGUCGAGCCGUGUGCCGCGUCGCGGUAGGGUCACAUCGCUCGGUUACUCUGCAGUUCCGUGUAUACGAAAGAAAUAAACAGAUCGCGUUUACGCAAAUAUAUCCCUCAGUUUUUCACGAUCAUCAAUUCACCCGUGUCCGUUAUUGCUAGUCAUUUGACUACGUCGCACUCGCUUUCUGGCGGAUAUAUUUAUUCGUACAAAUAAAAAACGUUCGUCAGGACAAUUACCGGAUUUAUCUCAAAAGUGUCAGUGAUAUAAAAAUCCCCGAGACAACCAAUGAGAUUGAGAAUAAUUUCAUUGGAAGACUUGGAUACCACCAAGUGCAACUAAAGUUUCAACGGAAAAAUCAAAACGGCGCACGCGUUGUCAAGCGUCCGCGUGGUACGCCAGACAGAGUGUAACGUACGCGCGGUCUCCAGAGAACCCCGAGAAUUUCAGGGUCGAGUGGCGCACGAGCCGGCAACGAGGUUGGAUUCGCUCCUCGAUGAUGGGUAAGCCUGUGGGGUUUCACUGAAAAAAAUCAUAUUUGACGUUUGAGAGGACAACUUGAAAUAAACUGAACAAUAAGACUCAAUUGUCAAAAUAACGAGUUGAGUAACGUCUGAAUCUUGAGAAUUAGGGCCUUCGAAGCGAAUGACAAAAAAAAUCAAGAUAAUAAUAAUAGUUCAGAGUUUUGGGUGAAUCUUUCGAUUGUGACUCGAUGAGAUAAAAAUCUGGUUUACCGGCGACUUCUUAGCCUGGAAGAUAAAAAAACGAUACAGGGAGAGAGAGAGAGAGAGUGAGGAGGAAGGGACCUGGAACGAUAAAAAGAAUAAAGAGGGUAAAGCGCUGCAUAACCCGCCCGCGCGUUUUGUGAAAAAAACGCACGUGAAGGGGAGAGAGAGGUGGGACAGAAGAGGCCCCUGAGGAGAGAGACAGAAAAGGUUGGGGAGUGAGACGAGGAGAACAACGAGGGCCUCCAAGGUCGCCUGGCUCCGUACAAGAGCGCCUCGGCAAUUUCUUUUUCACCGUUUUUCACAUCGUCCUCUUCUCUCCUUUCCUUUUCAAUCUUCUUGCCCUCCCCCGCUCCCAUUGGGCCGGGGAAAAACGAGAGAUCCCUGAAUUUUGGGACAACUGUCUUCCGGCCAUUGAAUCUUCCAACUUUAAAUCACCUUAAUCGGUGAAUUUUUCAACUGUUAUUCCUGGAUUUUGCAACAACGUGAUAAUCAAUUACGGAAAAUUGAUUUUUUGUGAUAUUUGUGGUCGUGGUAGUGUUCAGUUUAAUGUGUCGUGUGGUUAGUGUGUGCAUGUGAUAUUCGCGAGUUAAAGGAUUUCGGUUGAAACAGUCACCCCUCGAUCGUUUGUUUGUCUCUCUUUCGUACUGAUAGCUUCUCGGUGAUCAAGGAGAUAGCGGGAUUAUCGGGAGUGUAACUGGAGAAAAAGAGUAAAUAGAGGAAUAAGACACACCUUUGGUGAUCAAUAUUUGUGCCACUCAAGGAAUCGUAUGCGUUGUAAGCGGUAGAGAUGACGUGUCACGCGGAUUUCACUCUCGAUCGUCAUUGAACUGUUAUUGAACUGAUUAUUUCGAAUUUGAAAGGUUAUUUAACUGAACAAAUAUGACUAUCGCUAGUAAUAUCGUAGUUGAGUGGUUGCGAUCCCUUCAUCUGGGUCAGUACUCUGAAUCAUUCAUCGAUAAUGGAUACGAUGAUCUCGAGAUAUGCAAGCAAAUUGGUGAUCCUGAUUUAGAUGCUAUAGGUGUGUUUAAUCAGAAUCACCGAGUUCGAUUACUCCAGUCAGUGAAAACCCUCCGGGAGGAGGGGGCCGCUAGUGUUUACUUUACCCUUGAGGAGACAAAUGACUGUUUGUGUGACAAUGUCAGCUCAAAGUCAUCGAGAACAUCGUCGGAGAGACCGCCUAGUGAUAAAGAGGCGCAGAGGGCAUCACCCACAGCUAGUUCGUCAAGUGGUGGACAGGAGUUAACCAAGUUUGCUGAUGAGUAUGAGGAGGGCAAGGCUGAACUUGUCAGAAUACCGAGGAUGCAGCUCAAGAUUUUGAUUCAGGAGAAACUUCGACAUGAUGGGAUUCGACUUGCUUGUCAGCCGUAUACAACACCGGAGGGUGAGCAGGGAUACUUGGAGGGACUGGCAUCAAGGUACGCAGACCUCUUCAGAACGCAUUACGGUGAUGUCCUGGAGCCCCUCGAGGAGCUCCGACGCCGUGAAACAAAUGCCUCACCGCGAAUACCUAACACUCAGCUCACAACCAGUCAUUCGCAACCCAUUUACGUACCCGGAAAAUACUCGCCUUCAAGUUGCCUGAGUGACAAGGAAGAAGACGAAAUAUAUGGCUUUGGAUAUGGUGUUUUUGGUCGCCAAAUGCUUCAACAGAGGCAGCAGAAACUCGCUCUUGCCACUCAAAACCCCACCAUUGGUCUCACUGGCCAUCAUCAAACAUACCAAAGUUGCCUGAGCCCGAGAUCAGCAUUCUUCUAUGAAUUUCCUCCUAACGAGCAAGGACAGAACACCAGUAAAAAGAAAACGACGUUCUCACGACUGUUGAGGGGACUGAAGACACACAGAAAGGAGAAGCAGGGUCAGUCACAGGGUUCGCCAAGGCACGGGCGUGCAAGAAUGGGAGUGCCACAGAGGGUGGACACACCAGACAGUGUACUACAGAGUGGUCUUGGGUUAGGCUCUGAUAUGGGCCACACAAUCCUGAGAUCUAUGGUGGAUCCUCGAGAUUAUGACAGACUCAAGUAUUUUCAAAUGAAUGGGGGACAAGCCAACAGCUUCGAGGAAACUAUUCACAGGUUAAAGGUCCAAGACGCCCUGAGGAAGAAAGAGCGCUUCCACAAAGAACAUGAAGAGAUUCUGAGAGACAUUCGGCAGGGUCUGAUGCAGUUGGGAAGAGACGGUCGAGGUCAAAAUCCUGGAGAUGACACGUACAUGUAUGACGAGGAUGCUAGGUGUGGGGGAGCCAGUGGCCUUGGACCAGGGCCGGGAGGACAGCAUUGGUAUGACGAGCCACCCUAUGAAUCUGAUCCUGAAGAUUUUCUCAUGGGCGCUAGUGGAGGACCUGUGCCAACAGCUACUAUUCAAAAUGGACGAGUAUGUUUCACCCUAAACCUUCGACCCGAGAAUCGUGGCGAGGGUGUGAUAUCCCUUCGGACAGCGGGUGACAUAAGCCUCCCUCGUGAUCGUUCACGAAAAGCAGCAAUGUCGACAAUGAGAGGUCUCAUUGUCCCUCAGGGACACAACAAUCCACCAACCAUCAUUCCACUCACGCAUUCCAGAGCAUCACGCGAGAGUGGUGAUUACGCCAGCAGCGACGUACAGAAUGUGAACUCGAGAUUGUCGUCUGUGUCGGUGGACAGAAGCGAGAUGAUAAUGAUUGGUCAACUUCACCACUGUCCCCAGUACCACUAUCAACGCCACCAAUCAACCAACAAUUACCAAUGCCACUCAUCGUCACCCCGUAGCAAUCAACGUCGUCCUGUAGCAACUACCUCAGCUAGUAUCACAAGUACAGAGGUCAAAUCGUCGAAACCUAUUCCACGACGUAGCAAACACGAAUACAGUCGGAGCAGCGGUGAGGAGGGUUUAUCACCAAGCCAAUCGAGUGAUUACGAGGACCAGGAGGAAUUAGAGAAUCAACAUUCGGCAGCCGUUCAUACAUCGGAGGCUAGCGCUCUUCUGGAGGGUGACUCUAGAGCCGGAAUAGCGGGAAGAGCGAGGAAUUUAAGGCACGAUGUCCAGAGGAAAAUUACGAGACUGAGGCAAGACAGGGCGUCCUCCGAGGCAUUUCCAUGCAGUGCCAGUAGCGUUGAGAGCUUGCCCAGUGGUAGUGGAUCAAGUACACAGGCAUUGGUGAGAGCUGGUAGCAAUCACAGCUCGAUAUCUUGUGAGGAUAGGGAUGCUGCUAGUCCUACGUCCAUUGGGCCGGUACUCUGUCGAGCCAAAGCACUCGUCGAUUGUACACCGAGUCCGUAUGAUAAGGAUGCAUUAAAGUUUAAGAAAGGCGAUGUGAUCGAUGUAGUACAGAUGAAUACAAGUGGCCUCUGGAAAGGAGUGGUUCACAGUCGUAUUGGCCACUUCAAGUUUAUAAAUGUUGAGAUACUGAACGAACGAGUGCCUCGUCGUGGUGAGCCGGAGAGAGGUAAAUGGGGACAGAGAUAUAGACAAAAACCAGGUUCAGUUCAAGAGCUCUUACAGAGAAUGAAUCUUCAGGAACAUAUACCGGUGUUUGUUCUAAAUGGAUAUGAGGACCUGGAACUAUUCCGGGAACUCGAGCCGGCAGACCUCGAUUAUCUGCGUAUUCAUCAUCCCGAGCACAGGGCUAAGAUUCUCACUGCUGUGCAGUUGCUCCAUGAUCUUCAAUCCGGAAGUGAAGGUGACUUAGCCUCGAGUUCGGAAGGCGAUGAGAUGAACCGUCUAGCAUUGACAAGUCAAACACCAGGUCACUGUUCACCCUUCAAUCGCCGUCAGUUUCCCCGGGACUCCGGUUGCUACGACGCCCACAAAAAUCCUCGGCGCACAAUAAGCCCGGAGACCGGAAAACUCUCGCGGGAGAACAAUCUCAAUUCAUCAGCCGUACAGAAAUGCAGCGAAGCAACUGUGCACGUUGACGCCAAAGACGAUUACCAUCCGAAUAUAUCAAAUUCUGGUGCGGUAUCGAAGGAAGGACAGUUUGAGAAAUCUCCCCAAUUGCGUCCAGGUACUGGUAACGUCAGAUUUAUCGCCAAGAGAGGUAAUUUUGGGGAAACUGUUGUUAUCGGAGAUGAUGUGAGCCCUGGGAAAUUGGCAAUAUCCAAGUAUGGAGUAGGUGGUAGCAGUGAUCUUGGUAUUGGAUGUGAGACUGUUGCAACAGCUAGUAUUAAUCAGCGCGGAUGUUUGAGUGAAAAGUCAAGUGAUUCUGGUGUUAGUUCAUCUAGUAUCAGUUCAGCACCGCCACCCAGGGACAAAGCGCUCGUAACAGCUGUUGCUGAUUCACCAACUAAGACGUUUGGUAACUUUGCCAGGGGCUCACCCACAUCACAAGGAUCAAGUAAAUAGAAUAACAGUAGUUAUCCGUAAAUAUUCUAAUUAAUUCAUCUCCACCUGAAUGAACUAGGGAACUUGCAGAAUUUUUCCUCAAUUUUUUUAUUGUGAAAUCAUGACUCCAAUAGCAUAAUUCGCAAAAAUGUGCAAGAAUUGAUAGCCCAUACUGUCAGAAGAUCUGGUGUGAUCGCAACCAGUCGUAAAACGUAUUCAGGCUACUCAAAUUGGUCUCGUAAACAACUGAAUUAUCAUGGAUUAUCUGCGUCGUAUUCUCGUUUAAAAAUAAAAUUCAUGCAAAUUCCCGAUUCAUUGAGGAUUUUUUCCGUUAUUUCGUUGAAACCCUUUUAUUUCAUUCAAUGAAAAAUCAAACAGUCAAAUAAAUUCCAUUACUUUCCGAUCGCGACUCUUGAGGAUAGAAAGGGAAUGAGAAUAGGAUGGAAAUAGAAAAGCCAUUUGAUGGCCAAUUUAUUUUCCCAUGCUCACGAGAUAUUCAGGAAAAAAGACGUCCUUAUUUAACUUCAAAGAGAUAUGGUAAAUGUGGAGGAUCUUUGUAAAGCUCGUUGGAACGAGGGGAAAGGCCUAGGGUAUACCACUGAUUCAGUGAGUUAUACUUGUGAUAGUAGAUCGAUUUAGGUAGGAUUGAAGGAUUAUUGCAAUAAAUUAAUGAGCAGGAAAUAUCAAGAGAUUUUCGUCUUAAACAGACCACCACUUGUCUGCUUUUAUCUGUUUCAAUUUAAUUAUUUAAUUUUUUUAAUUUAGUAAUACUUGAGACCAACUUGGAUCAUCAACUGACCAUGUUCCAUCAAUCAGAACUGCCAAUAGAAUCGCUCAAAUUAAUUCUUUUAUACAUUUUUUAACAACGAAACUGAAAAAACUGAUUAAUAUAGAAUAAUAACAUAUCUCUCGAUAAUUUAUUUAAAAAUGUUUUGAUAUUGUUUUUUCUUUUUAUAUGUUGUCUUUUUUGAUCGCCAGCGGAACAGCUUAAAUUUUAUUGAGUACUGACGAUCGACAAUCUUCUGUCAUCGUUUUUAUUAAGAAAAUGAACGAUGACAGUGUAUAUAUUGUAUAUCAUCGGCAAUAGCAAUUAAUCGUUAAAAAUUAAUCGUCGGAAAGGAAGGGAAAAGUUGUUAGACAUACACUUGUAAAUAUUUAAUACCGAGAAAUGAGAAUGAAUAAUAUGUUUCUCAUGUCGGAUUUAACUCUGCCAAAACUCAAGACUAGAUUCUAUCUCGUAGAUUGAUGGAAAAAAAUGAAACACAAACGAGAAAAAAAAAUGACAUUUAUUAGAUACAUGAAUAUAUUAACGAACAAAAGUUGGAUUUUACGCGUCUCUGUAUAGUGUAAUUUAUUAAUGACUGAACAAUUGAAGUUGUAAAUAAAUAAAGUAUGAAUGAAAUUGAAUAUCUUGAAUAAUAAAGGUCAACAAUUAACGAAUUCCACUUAAUCGUUGCAUGUUUACAUUUUUCCAUCAUUAUCGAGUUACUUAGAGAUUAGUUUAAAAACAUGUACAUGCUUACCAAUGACUCAAUCAAAGGAUAAACAAGCCCAAUGUCUCAUGGUAAAACCCGGACGAGUGUGGAGUGACUUUUGGGGACAAUAUUCAAUUGAUAACACCUAUUAGUUAAUUUUAAUCUGGAUUCAGUUGACUGACAGGCUUCGGUGAUGUUGCUACAUAUAGAAUUUAUCCGUUCCAUCGAUCACAAAAAAAAAUAAAGUGUGUAGGGAAUAAUGAAAAUGAAAAUAAUUAAAAUGUUAACCAGUGACGAGUUUAUGAGAUUACAAUUUAAUAAACGAAAGAGAAAGAAAAUAGACGCGAUAGUGAUUUUAUUAGCUCGACAAGAAUGAUAUUGAAAGCGCGCAAGUAGUUUUGGUGUUAAAUUCAUCAUUUUUCGUAGUAAUUACAAUCCAGAAGAAUAAAUAAAAUACCUGUAACCCAUCCGAUUAUCAAUUCUUCCUCUAUCAGUGACUUCAGAUCCAUCGAAAAUAAUAAGAAAAUAUAAUUCAAAGAUAUCGAACAAUUGAUGUCUGAAAUUGAAAAAAAAAUAUUCGUAUAGGUUUUAGCAAUCUAGUCCGUAAUUGCUAAUUGGGGGAGAAAUUUUUUGUAUAUAAUGAGCAAAGGGAAAAUACGAAACAAAAGAAAUAUGAAACAUUUUUUAGCUGCGCCACUGUGUGCGUUACUUUUUAUAUGAUCCAUUUAUUGAAUCAUUGCGGGACUAGUGGUUACAGAAUUCGAUGAGGAAUAACAAUGAAAAAUUAAAAAAUCCUGAGUCUUUGUAAUGAUUUCGAUCAUUGUUAAUUUAUUGACUGUGAAUAGUGAAAUAAAGGAUGAAAGAAUAAAUAA
Molecule: messenger RNA, 7395 nt
Organism: Diachasmimorpha longicaudata
Lineage: Eukaryota; Metazoa; Arthropoda; Insecta; Hymenoptera; Braconidae
Product: SAM and SH3 domain-containing protein 1-like
Exons: 16
Coding region: 1635-5069 (1144 amino acids)
Molecular function (GO): protein binding
Source: RefSeq, a predicted model, not a curated record